Suhomyces tanzawaensis NRRL Y-17324 is the source of this 1901-nucleotide messenger RNA. Its product is annotated as DNA topoisomerase 3. Gene Ontology annotation, molecular function: DNA topoisomerase type I (single strand cut, ATP-independent) activity; DNA binding. The transcript has a single exon. Lineage: Eukaryota; Fungi; Ascomycota; Pichiomycetes; Serinales; Debaryomycetaceae. Gene Ontology annotation, cellular component: nucleus. Gene Ontology annotation, biological process: DNA topological change. The coding region runs from base 105 to 1847 and encodes 580 amino acids. The record is from RefSeq and is a predicted model, not a curated record.
UGAAGAUCCUCUGUGUUGCUGAAAAACCGUCCAUAGCCAAAGAGGUGGCUGGGAUCCUCAGCGGGCGGUCAUUUCGGACCAGAAAGAGCAAAAACAAGUACAUUAUGAACUACGACUUCUCUUACCGCUUCCCAAUCCAUGGCGCUUGUGAGGUCACCAUGACCUCAGUGCUAGGCCACCUCACAGGCAUUGACUUCCCGCCACCGUUCCAGUGGGGCAAGUGUGUCCCUGGGAGACUCUUCGACGCUGACAUCGUCGAAAAGGUGCUCAAACAGGACGUCUACGACAACAUCGCCAACGAGGCAGCCAAAGCCCAGCUCCUCAUGAUCUGGACCGAUUGCGAUAGAGAGGGCGAGUACAUCGGAUACGAGAUCUACACUGCCGCUAGAAAAGGUAACCACAGCCUCGAGAUCGCCGCCAUCUGGCGUAGCAAGUUCUCCCAUCUCGAACGCAACCACGUCAUUGCAGCCGCCAACAACCCCAUUGGCUUGGACAUGAAGUCGGUAGAGGCAGUGGCGUGUCGCCAGGAGGUAGAUUUCCGGGUGGGAACCAGCUUCACCCGGUUGUUGACCGAUGGUUUGCGACAACAUAAGAUCAUUGAGCAAAAAGAGGUGGCUUCGUACGGAACAUGCCAAUUUCCCACCCUUGGCUUCAUUGUGGACAGAUACCGUCGUGUCAAAUCAUUUAUUCCCGAGCAGUUCUGGUACUUGGCGGUGGAGGUCAAGCAUGAAGGCGUGGCUGCGUCGUUCAGCUGGGUGACUGGCCAUCUCUUCGACAGGUUGUACGUGUUGAUACUAUACCAGCAGUGCCUCGAGCACGACCAGGGAACCAUCACCAAGUUGGACCUGAAAAGAACAACAAACUGGCGGCCGUUGCCCCUCACCACCGUUGAGUUGCAAAAGGAUUGCUCGAGGCUAUUCAAAAUGAGCGCCAAAAAUUCACUUGCAGCCGCUGAAAAGUUAUACAACAAGGGUUUCCUCUCGUAUCCGAGAACUGAGACCGAUUCGUUCCCUGCCAGCAUGGAUUUUAGUGGUACCUUACAGAAACAGGCCCAAGACUCCAGAUGGGGACUGUACGCUUCUGGUCUUGUACAGAAUGGAUUCCAGACGCCACGAAACGGGAAAUACGAUGAUAAGGCGCAUCCUGCGAUUCAUCCGGUCAACUAUGUGGAUAUUAGCUCCCUUUCCUCGCCAGAUGAACGCAAGGUCUACGAGUAUGUGGUUCGGAGGUUUUUGGCCUGUUGCUCCAAGGAUGCGGUGGGCCAGCAGACAACAGCCACCUUGAAAUGGGGCGAUCAAUUCUUCACUGCUAGCGGGCUUGUGGUGUUGGAAAAGAACUAUUUGGACAUUUACACGUACAAAAAAUGGGAGACCACUAAACAGUUGCCCAACUUGACGGAGGGUCAAACCAUAAGCAUUUCUAGUGGGCGAAUGAAGGAUGGCAAAACUAGUCCACCCAAGCAUAUGACUGAGCCUGAGCUUAUUGCCUUGAUGGAUGCUAACGGGAUCGGAACCGAUGCCACCAUAGCUGACCAUAUUGAAAAGGUGCUAUCGCGAGGGUACAUCAUGAAACAAAAACAGGCGUCCGUGGAGUACAUCAUCCCAUCGGACCUUGGCAUGGGGCUUAUUGAGGGCUUAGACGCCAUGGGGUUCGAUAACAUCUCCCUUUCCAAGCCUUUCAUGAGGAAACAAUUGGAGGAACUCCUUCAGGAGAUAGUUGUGGGCACCAAAACCAAGCCCGAAGUGUUGGGAGACAUCAAGCACAUUUAUAGACAGGCCUACGCUGUCACCUCUCGCAACAUGGCCGCACUCGCACGUUCGUGCACCGACAUCAUGGCACGUACCUGAAAGUAUAGUCUGCAUAACUGAAUAAUAAUUACGUAAGCACUUAGUAAGCGCACU